CAUAAAUGGAAUAGCCAUUGCAACAGUAUAGAUAUUUUGUAGUGUGCAUUAAAGUCGAGAUCAUAAAUCUUUUACUUUUACUAUGCCAAAAUAUUUUGAUCUGAUCAAACAAUUUUUAGUUGAUACGUAACAUAUCAUAGUAUAUUGUUAAUCUAUUGAACAAUAAAUUUAUUUUGAUUUUAAAUUAAAGUAAAAUUAGACCUAACUAUUCAUAUAAGAGAACGAUUUAUCAGAAGAAAUUGUUCAAGAUUAUGAGGAUCUACUACAUUCACAUUUCUAUUAUUUGUUCAUGACAUAGUCAUAAUGUCAUCUGGAUUGGUUUCUUCUACUUCGCUGGGUAGCUAUGAGCUACCCAGCCCAUUGGGAGAUACAGUGGAAGAUAAUUUAAAUAAAUUUACAACAUAUCUUCAUCAAGUUGCUGGAAUUAAUGAAAAGGAAGUCGAUGUGAUAUUCAAGGACCACUCAUAUGCUCGUCCAUGGAAUUGGAAACCAGAAAAUAUUUAUGUUAAACCGAUAAAAAAAUUAUUUUUUUCUAAAGCUAAUUUAGUUACGCAAGACGAAGAGGUCGAUGUAGAAAAAAUUGAUGAUGAACAAGCAGUUCCACCAUUAGAUUUUACAAGAACUCGACAUGUUAUGGAUGAAUUUCAACGAUUAGCAAAUUUUGUAAGACCGGGAGAUAACGAAGAUUGGGAAGAAAAAAUAGACAAGACGAUGUGGUCAUCUCUACAAUGUCGAAUAUUUACUAAAGUCAUUAAAAUAUUGAACUCUGAGCGACUUGCAAGAUUAGCAAAAACAAAUGAUGUUGCAGAACCACUGUUUCGUCGUACAUCAAUAAAUACUACAGCAAGAAGAUUUAGAGAAACUUUAGCUUCUGCUGGUUGGGAUUGGAGACUAACUCAAUGGUUACAUAGUUUACUGUUUGAUCAUCUUUCUCAAGAGUACUUAGCUAUUUAUCUUGAUAUCCUACAAACAUUAAGACUAAAAAUUCCACAACUUAUUGAUAAAAUGAUAACAGUACAGCCAAAUAUUAUUGGAAAAAAUGGUUCGGUAACAUGGGAAACUCUUGGUUCUAUGUUAAAACGAACUUGGGAUCCAAUUGCUCCUGCGUUAAUUAAUAGCAGACUUAAGAAACUGCCAGGAAAUCCUAUUUUAAUAAUAGCUCCAUCUGGUAUUAGCUCUACUAUUUCUUCUCGCCAACAUAAAUGGAUUACACAGUUAGGAGCAUUAGGAAUGGUAGUUAAUGUGCAUACGCAUAUAGGGUUAGCAGCUAACAGAAUGACAAUGAUGGUAUGCAUUGAUCAACUAAUUCAAGCUACACGAGCUAAAAUAGAGGAUAUUAGAAGUGACUAUCCCGGUAGACCAAUAAUCCUUAUUGGUUUCAAUACUGGAGCAGCUAUUGCUUGUCAGGUGGCACAAAUGGAACAUGUAACUGCAGUAAUUUGCCUUGGCUUUCCCUUUUCUACUGUUGAGGGAAAACGAGGAUCACCUGAUGAUACGUUAUUAGAUAUUCGUUGUCCUGUUAUGUUUAUUAUAGGACAAAAUGCUUCUUUAGUAAGACCUGAUGAUUUAGAAGAUCUUCGUGAAAAAAUGUUAGUUGAAACAAGUUUGGUAGUGAUCGGAACUGCAGAUGAUUAUCUACGAAUAUCGACUACUAAAAAGAUAUCAGAGGGUAUUACACAAAGUAUGGUAGAUAGGUGCAUUUUAGAAGAAAUUGGUGACUUUGUAGGAAGCAUUCUUCUGCAACCUAACCCUUUACCUCUAAGAUCUAUAUCAGUAACUAAUUAUGAAAACAAAAACAACAAAAAGGACAACCGUAAAAGAAGAAAUUCCACUAGUAGCUCUAUUGAGAGCGAACCACAUUCUCCUUCUUUAAAAAUAUCUCGACCAACUACACCAGUUUCUUCUACAGCAUCAGUUGGAUCUAGUACAUCUUUGGCUCAAGUUACAAGAGCUGGAUCUUUUACUACACAACCAACUCUAGUCACGGUUACUGGUCAACAUAUUAAUCAAAGUUCAACAAUAAGACGCAAAUCACGAGUUAUUAAUAAUCCAAAAACACAAUUUGUAGAACAUUUGAUAACUUCUAGAGUACCUGCACAGAAAACUCCUAACUCAACAAGUGGUGGUAUAACUUUAAACAUUGGUUCUUUAGCAAGUCUAGCACCAAUUGGACCAAUACGUUUAGGUUCAUCCAUUGACCAAAAUAAUACAAUUAAGACAAUUAAUACAUCUAAAUCAUCAGUUGUGCCCAAUAAAAUUCCUAAAAUUAUAUCAAAUAUAUCACAUCUGAAUGUUCCUAAAAUGAAAACUAUUGUAUCAACAAACAAAACUUUUUCAAAAGUUAUAUCAAGUAAUUAUAGGCAUACUAAUAUCGUCGAUAAAAAUGGAGAUACAAAAUUGAUCAAUGUUUUGACAACAGGAGCAAAUCAGUCAAGAAUGAAUUCUGCAGGACAUAGUAAAUCUACCACUAACGGAGAAGUUAGUGGAACAAUACCGACAUUGUUACACAAUGGAAAAAGUUCUGCUUCUACAAUAAAUGGUUCUCCUUCCACUCGUAUAUCUUUAAGUUCAAGUAUAUUGUUAACACCUACGAUCACUUCAACAACUAAUACGCCAAUCACCACAUCAACUGUUACAAAAGCGGUGGAAAACAGAGAAUCGUCCAAUAGUUCUCAAGAUGUGACUCUUAAUCCUACUCAUAUAUGGGACAUACCUAAAAUCUCACAAUUAUCAUCACAAACGGUUUCAGUUUCUACAAGCAAAGAUAUGAGUACAUUAACUGGAAAUGCUGCUGCAAUUAAUGAAUAUACCCACAAUAUCAGAAACACCCCUUCAUCUGUAAUAGCUCCAUUAGGUUUUCAUAAAACUGGAAAUAAUGUAGCUAUGUCUAGCCAAGUGAAAUUGUCUCAUAAUACAAAAACAAUGCCAAAAAUAACGCUAAAUACAAAUAACUUACAAAGAAUCCAAAGAGGAGGAAGAUCACAAACAGCAUUAAAGAAAAAUAUCAUUAAUGAUAUAGAUGAAGAUUUGGGCAAUAUAUUAGAUAUACCAAUAAUAUUCGCUAAGGAUGAUGAUAGUUUAAAUAAUGUUGAGAAAGUAUCAUUAACAUCAUACACAUCUCAAGCAGCAGAUUCUAAGGAAAAAUAUAUACCUAAAUUUAAUACUACAAAAGUGGUUCUUAUAAGUAACAAGCACGACAAACUUCAACACACUUCCAAUAAAUUUGUAACUCCUACGACACAAACAAUUAUAUAUCCUAAUGUUCCUGCGCAAAAUAUGAAUCACGUAAUAUUGCAAACUCAAUCGCAAAAUUCAGUAAUAAAGACAAAAAAUAGGCUUGGAUUACCUGUACAAAAUCGUUCGAAUCAACCUACUAUUAAGUACACUAAAAUUAUUUUAGCUAAAAGAAAUAAUGCACAGUCUUCUCAUACCGAUAAAAAUGAACAAGUUCUAUUAUCAAGUACUUCUCAGAGAUUAAAUAAACCAAAAGUAUGUAUUUUUGAAAAAAAUGAUUAUAAACGUGCUCUGCCUCAACUAAAAUAUCAAGAAAAUAGUUCUAACGAUACAAUUGAAAUCGAGGAUGCAAUAAAAACAAAUAUUAUAGAGAAAAAAUAUAUUACAAUACCUGAAAUUGAUCUCACAUCUCCGACUAAAUGUAAUGAAAGAGAAACGUCAAAUGAACGUGAAGUCCAAUUUGAAAAUAAAGAACAUACUGAACGUGUUACAUUUAAUAAUACUACAGGACUGGAAACAUAAGGUACCUUACUAUGUCUUCUGAUUGUUAUUUACAAUACUUUAAGAAAAUUAUUGCUGAUUUUAAAGCAUAUUAAUAAAACAAAUGCCUGCCUCAAAAAAG
This is a messenger RNA of Polistes dominula (European paper wasp), 3856 nucleotides long. RefSeq names its product Reduction in Cnn dots 1 (gene Rcd1). Gene Ontology annotation, cellular component: NSL complex. Gene Ontology annotation, biological process: positive regulation of transcription by RNA polymerase II. The record is from RefSeq and is a predicted model, not a curated record. NCBI's taxonomy places the organism in Eukaryota, Metazoa, Arthropoda, Insecta, Hymenoptera, Vespidae.